UUUGUCAAAGUUAAUUAGUUUCUUAGCACCAAAACGAGGAAUAGAAUUCGCAUGACACAAGGCAUCGCACUAUUUUCUUACCAAAGCAUCAAAGUUUUGUCUUUUUAUUUAUGAUAAGGAUUACUUUUCUGCACACUUUGAAAUGGUUAAGUUAAUCGGAUGGAUCGUUUGGAUCUUCAUUGGAGUUUUUCUAGUUUUGCGCCAAGCUGUAGCUAUGAUACCCGAAGAAAUAAUGGAGGUCGCUUGCGCUGAGGAUGAGCAUUGUCAUUAUUACGAAACGGAAAAUGUUACAUCGUCCUGCGUUCAUGGCUUGUGCCAUUGUUACAAUAACCAAACAAAUGUGGAUGUUACCUGUGAACCGAAUAUUCUCCACACGAAUAACAUAAUCGGUGGUAACUGUCCUUGCAAGUUCCCGCAUGCCGAAUGUCAUCAAGCGGACUAUCUCUGCUACUGCGAGGACGACUACGUACCCACAAUAGACAGAAGACGGUGCAUACCGAAACAAGUACCAUUGGGCGAACCAUGUGAAACUGAUGAACAAUGUCUGUUUUCAACUGUAUUCAGUCACUGUGAUGGGAGCACAAAAACCUGUUCAUGCGACGCUGGCUUUUUAAGGAAUGACUCCAUAUGUCUAUCGCAAACCAAGCUCAGAGCCAAAUGUGACGACAGAAUGAGGUGCUCCCAACACGGACCGCACAAAAUUUGUUUUCCAGAAGUAGGCGAGUGUGUUUGCGAACAGGGCUAUGUAAGUGCAAACACUUCGGAGGAAUGUCUACCGGGACGAAAACUCCACGAAGACUGUCAAGAUGCGAGCCAAUGCUAUGCUUUUAUGGGACCAGGUGCUACCUGUGAGAAGGGCAAAUGUCAGUGUAGGGUAGAAUAUUCAAUUGUGACGAGAAAGACCAAGGAAAACCGCUAUAGUAUUGCUUUGGAAAAAAUCUGCACGCCCUUAGCGGAAGUCGGCCAGUAUUGCACGCUUAAUGAGCACUGCCACAAUGGACCUGAGGACGAGGAUGAGCAGUUGAUGGAAUGCGAUCACGGCGAAUGUGCUUGCCGGUUUGGCUUCAAAAACCAAGUACCUUGCUCGUCCACGGCCUCAAGUGUGAACGUUAAAAACAAUUUGCUGUGGAUUAUACUGGCUAUGACGGGUUUGCAAAUGCAUGCAUUAAAUUGGGAAGCUCAAAGGACUCGCAGUGCCUAAACAUUAUUCAGCAAAUUGGAAAAGCUCAAUUAAUAUAAAACCUUAGUUUGUGGAAUGAGAAAAUAUGUAUUUGAAAAGUUAUCUCGUGAUCAGAGUGUUUUAUGUCAAAUAUUCUUAUCAAAAUUAACUAACUUGGAUACGCCUAGUUAAUGAUUGUGAAAUUAAAAGUUAAUAAAAAAAGAAAAUGGUUAAA
This is a messenger RNA of Bactrocera neohumeralis, 1394 nucleotides long. RefSeq names its product cell death abnormality protein 1. The record is from RefSeq and is a predicted model, not a curated record. NCBI's taxonomy places the organism in Eukaryota, Metazoa, Arthropoda, Insecta, Diptera, Tephritidae. Bases 143 to 1201 code for a protein of 352 amino acids. The transcript is spliced from 6 exons.